AUGCGAAUCAUUUGUCGUGCAUGCCGAUAUGCCAAGUGCAUUCAAAUGGGCAUGGAAAGACAAGCAGUCCAGCCACGCCGCGACGGCAGUAUUGGCCGUCGGAAGAUCUCUUACACAAAACGAGACUCUCCAGCAAAGCAAUGGCCCGCGGGUGGAUCGGUCGCUGCCGAAAUGCCUGCGCACUCUCCCGACACUCCUUCCUACUCGUCAUCAGUUUCCGAAGAUCACGAGCUGUUCCCACAUUCGCUCGGAUCGCUGCGGGAAACUGGAGAUGGUGUUUUGGGGAUGUUGUUGAGAGAAGAGCGACUGUACAACGAACGACGUAGUAUUCUCUACUGUGUGAAGAGCAGUAUAUCAGAAAUACUCUCAGCUGGUGAGGUCGACGACAUUGUGAGUUGUCUGAUUGCAAUUGUAGCCUUAGGUGCCUGCUCAGAAUGCACUUUUUGCAGCCGUUCUCAUCACGAGAUCUCACCGAGCUCACCUUUUGCUGGAGUGCGAAAGGAUAUCCGAGCACAGAUCUUAGCUACCUAUGAAUGGAUGCGAGGAUGGAAUCACUUCAAGUGUUUGAGCACUUCCGAUAAGAAGACACUGCUUCGUCGAUGUACAUUGUUUCAUCCAAUCAUUGAUCCUUGCUAUCUGACGAUGAGGCUCGGAUUGCCUGACAGGUUUGUGAUGUUCAACGGAAUGUUCACUGGCAUAGCUGCUGAUUCAGAAGAGGGAUGGAGAGACGAAUCCUGCAUUUCGGCGGCUUUGAAGAAAGAGCUAUACCGUCCGCUUCUGGACCGUGUUUUGGCCGAUAUCGUUCGUCCAAUGCAGGCUAUCAACAUCUCCUUCGUCGAAUAUGUCAUCCUGAAGGCCCUCGUCACAUUCAAAAGCACUCGUGAUAAGUGCGAACAUUUCGUCAUCACUGAAGCAGAUGUCUCACGCACAAGAUCGAAUCUGCAUUCUUUCACAGCUACUAUUCUAACUCUACUACGCCUAGCUGGGGAUGAGGUGGGAAUGCAAUGUCUCGAAAGCCAUCAAGUGAUUCAGUUCUUCGAUUUGUGGAAACUCGACGACCUUUUGAUCAAACUAAUCAGCGAAUCCUUGCAGUCUUGA
Messenger RNA from Ostertagia ostertagi, 1098 nucleotides. NCBI's taxonomy places the organism in Eukaryota, Metazoa, Nematoda, Chromadorea, Rhabditida, Trichostrongylidae. The record is from the annotation of a GenBank genome assembly.